GCGCUUACUUUCUUUCACUCUUUAAUCAUUACAUUAUCGUAUAUUUUUUUUUAACUAUCAUUUUUCAGUUCUCCGAUCGACCGCCUUCUUCUCCGUCGAAAUCCACCGCCGCUCGCCGUGUUUUUUGCCCUAAAAUCUCAACCGCUACAAUCGGUCCCAAUAUACGGGUCGGAGGCUUUGCUGUCUGACCGUAUCUCUCUCUUUCUGUACUCAGUAAGUACUUUCUCACACUAAAAAGAUGCACCGCACUCUUCUCCCUGAUUUUCUCGAGAUCUGCAGCGACCUUGUCAAUCGGUAAACAUUUUUGACCAGCUCAGACGUACACCGAACUUGAAUCUCGCAUUGAAUCAUGAUUGGUAUGUUGCAAUUUGGAUGGAGAGAUUGAGAACUUCUUCGGCUUAGUUAUUAGUAUUUCCUUCUGAGAUUUCGACAAAUUUUGCAUUUCUUCAUGGGGGCUAAUUUUGAGGAGGCGGCUAGAGCGAAAGAGAAUGCGGAGAGACGAUUUGCUGAGAAAGAUUAUAAGGGUGCAAAGAGUUAUGCAUUGAAGGCUCAAAUGCUUUGUCCUGAACUUGAUGGAAUUGCACAAAUGGUGGCUACUUUUGAUGUGUAUAUUGCUUCAGAUAUCAAGAUUAAUGGGGAAACUGAUUUCUAUUCAAUCCUUGGUCUAGAGCCAUUUUCUGAAAGAUCUAAGGUUAAGAAACAGUACAAAAAGAUGGCUGUGUUGCUUCACCCCGAUAAGAACAAAACCGUUGGAGCUGAUGGGGCAUUCAAACACAUCUCUGAAGCAUGGACUCUCUUGUCCGAUAACAAAAAGAGAACCUCAUAUGAUAUGCGACGAAACCAGCUACUGUCGUCUCAGCUCGCUCAGACUGUCCACAAUGGUGUUGCUACAGGAACCCAUCAAAGACUUGAUACAUUUUGGACAGUUUGUACUUCCUGUCAAGUUCAGUACGAGUAUUUACGCAAGUACUUGAAUAAGAGACUAUCCUGCAAGAACUGCCGUGGUGUCUUUGUUGCUGUUGAGACAGGACUUGCCCCAAUUAGUAGCACUUAUCCCUACAACUGUUCCUGGACAUGUGAUAAUGGAUAUGGCAUGAGCCAUGGAUAUAAUUCUGUUUCCUAUGCUCCUGCCUCGAACAUCUAUUUCUCUGGCAAUGGAUCUGAUUACAGUUCUAAUGUGUCGUUUCAGCGGGGUUCAUAUCCCGGUGCUUCUUCUGGUGUUGCUGAAUCCACUGUAAUGGGUAGUCAACCGGCUAAUCAGACAAAUGGGAAUCUGAAACGAACAAUAACCAGUGGUUCAAAUGGGUACAGCGAUCUUAAGGCUGGCAAAAUUCAUAAAAAAAGAAAGCUUGAUCAAAUGGAAGGAGGAACUCCUCCUAGAAAUGUGGAAAUUGUGUCAAAUGUUUCUCAGGAAGUUGGUCCAGUGGCUAAUGGGAAUGGAAGUACCCGUUAUAAUUACAAGACUGCCACCACUCCUAUUGAUAUUCCAAGUAGGCCAUUUGAUACGAGAAAGUUUUUAUUGGACAAAGCGAGAACAGAAAUCAUUAAGAAACUGGAAGAGGUUAAGGCUUAUGAAACAAUCCAAAAGGAGAAGAUUAAACUCGAGGACACCUCCAAAAUCCCCGAUGACCCCCCACACAUUGGUGUUCAACUGGAGUUGAAGAGAACUGGGUUAACAGCGAUAACUGUUCCCGACCCAGACUUCCAUGAUUUCGACAAGGACAGGUCAGAGGACUGUUUCAAGCCGAAGCAAAUCUGGGCCAUAUAUGAUGAAGAUGGGAUGCCACGUUUGUAUUGUCUGAUCCGACAGGUUAUUUCCCUUAGACCAUUCAAAAUAAACAUAAGUUACUUGAGCUCGAAAACCGACACUGAGUUCGGUAGUGUCAAUUGGAUCAGCUCGGGCUUCACGAAAUCCUGUGGAAGUUUUAGGGCAUGGAACGCGGAACUAGUCGAGCAAGUCAACAUAUUCUCCCACAUUCUGGGGAAGGAAAAAGCUGGACGUGGAGGGUGUGUGAGAAUCUACCCACGAAGAAACAGCGUGUGGGCGAUCUAUAAGAACUGGUCGCCCGAGUGGAACAGGAAAACUCCUAUGGAAGUGAGGCGUCAGUACGAGAUGGUGGAGAUUAUGGACGAUUACUCGGAGGAUAUGGGAGUGUGUGUGGUCCCAUUAAUGAAGUUAGAUGGGUUCAAGACUGUUUACAGGAGGAAUUCGGAUAAGGGUUUCAUUCGAAUGAUUCCUAAGAGGGAGAUGUUGUGUUUCUCUCAUCAGGUACCUUCUUGGUCUCUUAGGGUUGGUGAAGAAGGGUGUGGUAACUUACCUGAUGGUUGUUGGGAUCUUGAUCCCGCCGCAACUCCAGAGGAGCUUCUCCAUGCUGAUAACUACGAAAACAAGAUGACUGCUACCACCGAAACUAGUGAUGAGAAGCAGUAACAGAAAGGAAGGGUGGUUAUUAUAGGGUUAUUCGCUAUUCUCAUUACUUUUAUGAUUACCCGAAAUUCAAAAUUGAAGCAAUCGGUGGUUGGUUUCAUGUGGAAGUUAUUAAUCAUCCAGGAACAGUCUCAGGUUCAGACAGGUGUUAUUGUUGUUGUUGUUAAGAGUUCAUUUUAUGACAUUUUUAUUUUCUCAAUUUUCCAUGUAAGGGGGGAGGACCGAUGAUGAUGAUGAUGAUUUGUUGUUCUUAGUUAUUACUUUACUACUACUACUACUAUUAGACUUUGAAACUAGUUUGAUUUGGCUCAGUUCCUUUUAAAUUUACGGAUUUGGGUAUUCAUGAUGAUGAUGAUGAUGAUGGAAGAACAGAGAGCAGCCAUGAAAGGAGGAGGAAGAAGAAGAAGAAUCUCUGCAAUAUCCAAGUAAAACAAUCAAUCUUAUCUGUUUUAGAUAUAUGAGUUAAAUUUCAUCUAUUUUUAGCUUUUCCAAAAUUUUCAAUUUUCUAGACAAGGACAAAAGUAUUAUUAUUACUAUUAUUAGCCUUUCUUUGUAUUCUGUCAAGAAAUUGCAAUCAACAAAACAUUGUGGCACCUUAUUUUCAUCAAUCUUUCAAUCUCCAUUUCACUCAA
Messenger RNA from Impatiens glandulifera, 3060 nucleotides. RefSeq lists its product as uncharacterized. The record is from RefSeq and is a predicted model, not a curated record. NCBI's taxonomy places the organism in Eukaryota, Viridiplantae, Streptophyta, Magnoliopsida, Ericales, Balsaminaceae. The transcript is spliced from 2 exons. Bases 449 to 2431 code for a protein of 660 amino acids.